CAUUUCACCGCACAUUUUACGUGGAGAUCCUGUUCGCGUAAGCGGUAGUGUAGUGCGACGCGCGUACCUUUUUCGACGAUCCCGUCCAAGUACGGGGCGUAUUAACAUCGCACGGGCUGUGUCUGCCUGCGUCGCGCGAUGCGCUGAGGAAAGUUUGAAUCCCUGUUCUCGGUUCGAUCAGGGUCUCGCGCGUUUGUCCGCUCGUAGUGGCAUCAUGUUCGCGUCAACCAAGUCCAAAGAAGUCGCAGAGGAGUACAUCUCAUCUCUGUCUGAUCUUACGAUUAACAGUAAGCCGCUUAUUAACAUGCUCACCAUGCUGGCCGAAGAUAACAUCGAACACGCAUCAGCGAUAGUGCAAGCCGUCGAGGAUCAUCUGCAAAAGGUGAGAAGUGACAUCAAGUUACCGGUACUCUAUCUCAUCGACUCGAUUGUCAAGAAUGUGAAUGGCGACUAUCUGAAUCUCUUCACGCAAAACAUAGUAAACACAUUCUGCGGCGUGUUUGAGAAGGUCGACGAGAACACGAGAGCCAGCAUGUGGAAGCUGCGACAAACGUGGAGCGAUGUAUUUCCACCGCAGAAAUUAUUGUCAUUAGAUUAUCAGGUACAACGUAUUGAUCCUGCAUGGCCAAUCAUCCCAUCCGCUAGCAUCCCUUCAGGAUCCAUACAUGUCAACCCAAGAUUUCUUUCAAUGCCUCAACAAACUGCAACGUCAAUCGUUCCACCUGUUAAAUUGUCACCAGGAGAACCGACAACAACAGAAGCAGUCAUGCGAGAACAGUUGCUGAAGAAGCAACGAGAAUUGUUAGAAUUGCAAAAGAAGAAAAUUGAGUUAGAAUUGUUGCAGGCUAAAGCGAGUUUAGAGCAACAGCAGAGGCAGCUUGACAAACAAGCUGGAAGCUUGAAGACAGAAGUGAUUGUGUCCACUGCACAUGUUGCGCCAACUACGGAGACAACGACGCAGGCGAAAUCUAUAGCACCUCUAGUGCCAAAUCAAACUCCAAAACAAGUAGCAAAACAAUUUCCAGCAGCGACGGCAUCGCUUUUAAAGAACGCAGGAACAAACAACGGUCCACGAAUCGCACCAGCUAGUAGUAUAGCAGUAGCGUCGGCUAAACCAGUCUCGCGAGAUCCACGUUUGAAGCCCACUCCUGCUGUUCAGGAUGUGGCGGUGCCAACGGUAAAUCCACGACAACGACCGGGUACGACCAGUCCGAAAGAAGUGCGGAGUGAAGGUCAAACGCAGCAAGUGGCAAAUACAAUUGUAACUUCAAACCAAUUAAAACAGCAGAUACUUUCGAAAUCGGCUGUAACUAUCAACAAGCCUCCGGCGAAUCCUGCCGGAUCCGAUAAUCCGACGUUAUUAAACGUUAUUAAUAACAAUAAUGCUGAUAAUAAUAGCAAUAAUAAAAAUUUCAGUAGUAACAUAAAUAAAGAUGCUGUCUUGCAUCGAACAAGUCAAAAGAAAGAUCCUCGAUUAAAUAGUAAUAGUAGUGGUAACCUAAACAGUAACAACUCCAAGAACAGCCAGAGUUUAUCGGUUUCCAGUAAUAACUCGUCUUCAGUAUUAUCAACGGGCAAUCGAGGAAGUGGAGGUAGUGACGUCAACAAGUCGAAAGACUCGAAGAGCUCGAACUCGCGCGGCUCUUCCUCGUCUUCGGCUGACAAGUCUUCCACUUCCUCCAAGUCGUCGCAUAGGAAAUUAGGUAAUAAGUCGCGAUCUAAACAGCCUCAGAUAUGUCCGAGUAAGAUUCCGAAAGUCGACAGAGACUCGAGUCCGAUUAGGUCAAAAUCUCGUGAGAAAGACAGCGGAGACAGUUCACCGUCCUCACGUACCUCUCCACAAUCCUCCUUCCAAGCCUCGAAAAACCGCAAGAAAAAUACGAAAUCGAGAAAGCGUAGUCCAAGUCCUCCGUAUAGAAUCCCCAGGCGUAACGACGCGAAAUCGAGCUCGAACUUGAACAAUUCCGGUGGUGUUACUGAGGAGGAGCAAUCUGGAUCGCUGAUAGUAUCUCCUCCUCAUCCACCCGCAUUCAAAGAGAUCAGGCCGAACGCUAGACAGAGAAAUUAUGUAAGACGAAAUAAAGACGACAGUCUUAGUCCGGAACGUUCCCCAGCCAGUGCUGGAAAUACUCAAAUCGCUGCCGAGCCAACAUUGGAAUCCUCUAGCAAAGACGAAGAUCUCAGGGCACCACUGUCUCUACCUGGAGCCGCUGUUUCCAUAUCCGAAAAGAAAGAAGAUUUAGAUCUACGAGUAUUACCAUCGGUUAACACUAACAAAAGACGUAGUGAGGAAUGUGUAGAGGCGACUCCACCGAAGAAAACCAAGGCUGAGAAAUUUGACGCAUUAUUCGGUAAUGAAGACGUGGAUUUGCGCACGUUGACGCAUCCUAAAGCCGGUCGACCUCCGACGCCUCCACCGCCCGUAAUUUCCGGGGAGGAUGGAAAAGAUGGUUGGGCAAAGUUAAAGACGCCCACGAAGAAUGACAGAGAUAAGCAAGUUAACAACGUCGACGAUAAGCGCGAGAGGGACCGUAAUAGGGAUAGAUUAGGACGUCUUAGACUCUAUAACAAGCUCCCGGAUGAUCCUAAAGAGAGAAGAAGAACGUUAUCGAACGAGGAACAGGACACCAGGCCAGGGCGCAGAGGUCGGGAGAAUGAUAAGCCCGAGAGAAAUGACGAUAGAAAUAUUGAGAUAAUAAUGAAGCAAGCCGCCGAGCAGUUGAACCAGGGAUCGAUCACAAAAACGCAGUACAACACCUUGAUACAAGAAGUAUUGCAUAUGAGCGAGGACCGGAAAUUGCGGGCGGCGCAGCGUAAGGAGAAAGAGACUGGCACUGUGAUAUGGGAGAAGGGUAUCAACAUGGACAUAUCUGGCCCCGGGGAUCGCGUUGCGACAUUCAGCCCGUCCAACGAUAAGGAGAUGAUGCGAAACAAGGAGCAUCCGAUACCACGAAACCCGAACGGUCCGAGAUGGCAGAAUCAGCCGUGGCAACAACCGUGGGCGCAUCCGCCGGGGCCACCGUACGGCGGGCCGCAAGGACACUUCAAUUCGGACAUGAGACCUGUCGGUCCUUGGCAGAAUCCGCGACACUUCGGGCCGAUGCGACCGGAUUAUCAGUAUCAUAGCGGUUUCAAUCACAAUAUGGGACCCAAUCCGCGUUUAGGACCCGGUAUGAUGGGUCCGAUGGGUCCUAAUGGGCCGAUCAUGUCGAAUCUUUUGCCGAACGGCCCAAUGGGACCAAUGGGACCUAUGUCAAACUCUCCUAUGGCGAUGGGUUGUCAUCCCGCGAUGAUGAUGAACAACGGACCAAUGAGUAAUCUUAUGACAAACAUGCCACCUCUGACGUCUGGCAGAAACGUAUCGCCGAACACAUCCGCCAAGUACGACCUCGAGGAUAACGAUCAAAGUUACGGUAACUCGAAGAAUCCGGGUUCGCACAGCCGCGAAUUGCCGCCGCCAGACUCGAAACUGUUGGCUGAGAUAGCGAGAGAUACCAUGAAGUCCAUAAAUAUUGACAAUAUACCGCGAGAGAUUCGUUAUUACGGGCAAACCGGUGUGGUGUUCAUGAACUGGGACGAUCCACGAGAGAUCGGUUUCCAGGACGGCAUAAGAAGAAUAUUGAUUGACGAGAAAGAUACUAUAACUUGCGCAUUUAACGAUCAAUACAAGGAGUUUAUGUACGAGGGAGAGGUGCAUAGGAUCAAAUUGGGAGCACCCACUCGAGAAUUGUACGUUGAUGAUUGCUGGUACGAGUGUUACUUCGGCGGUAUGCCGAUAACAAUCGAACUCGGCGGGAAAAAAGUCAGCGUAAAACUGGAGGGUCCUCCGCCGCAAGUUAAGAUCGGCACCGUGAAGCGAACGGAUCUCGUAGUCGCGAAAAUUAAUCUUAUCAUCAAUGCACGCAAUAUGGUGCCGGUGUUUCUAGACGCGAAACCACAAAUAUUUGAAAUCGAGGGAAAGCCUCAUACGUUAGAAUUCACGGAUGCAUUGCAAACAGUUCUUCUAAAUGGACGACCGUUUAAGGUCGAAUUUGGGGGAUUACCUAAGCCUAUUAUUGUCAGAGACAAGAAGCAUUUUAUUAGGUUUUCAGUAUUACCUAGAGGAGUGCGUGCUGGUCAUGUUAAAAUUACCGGAAUGCGAGGCGAAGGUCCCAGCGAAUCGCCACCACCAGCGACGCCUAUAGUAGCCCAAAAACCGAAGAUAGACACUGCCCCUGCGCCAAGCCAAUUGCCCGCUAUAGAACACGAAUCCACGUCGCAGGAUGGUCUAGAUUUUACUUCUACUUCAAAGCCAGACCUGCAAUUAGAUAUAUUGUCGUCAGUUCUACCAUCAGCGAUGGCGCCGUCGUCCGGUUUGUCGUAUCAAGCCGAACCCGUGGAAAAUCCGUCCGCACCAGCACCGACAUUGCCACUGAAUAUGAGCGAAUUGUUCCAAAGAUUGGUUGAGACUGGUAUCGUUCCCAAUCUCUCGGAACAAAAGAAACAGGAGGAAGAAGAGAAGAAAGAUACUGAAAUUACUCCAGUGUCCUUUGACAAACCGGAAACUCUCAAGAUUAAACAGCCAGCAAUCGCAACAGCGUUGUACAGUGGCAUGCAAUGCAGUUCUUGUGGCGCCAGAUUCGCACCUGAGUUGGCUACUCGAUACAGCCACCAUCUGGAUUGGCACUUUAGACAAAACAGGCGUGAACGAGACUCUGCGAGAAAAGCGCAUUCCCGGCCCUGGUAUUACGAUGUCAGCGAUUGGAUACAGUUUGAGGAGAUCGAAGAUUUGGAGGACAGAGCGCAAAGUUGGUUCGAGACUGAGAAACAGACGGCAGAAACGGAAGGUAUGGCUACCGAUGAUUCGCCGCAGGAAACGUUGCAGCCCAGCGUGCCGACCGGCAGCGACGAAGAAUCGCGAUGCCAAGUGUGCCACGACGCAUUUGAGCAGUUCUAUAAUGAGGAAAAGGAGGAGUGGCAUUUGAGACCGGCAGUUAAUUACGAGAGCAAGAAUUACCAUCCGCUGUGUCUAGAGGAUUAUAAGGAAAAAAGUCUAGCGAGAGCAUUAGAAAAGUCAGCUUUGGCGCUUGAGGAGGCAGUUUCGGAAGUUGAGGAAAAUAAGGUAGAAUGUUCCGAAGAAACGCCCGGAAAUGAAACUAAACAAGAAGAGCCCAAUGCAGAAACGUCGAAUAAGGAGCAGCUCGAGUCGACGAAGAAUUUGAAUCAAGUGGAAAUAAACAUGAUGCAAAUUUUAGACUCUAUUGUUGGGUCAGAGAAAGAGAAGCCUGUUGACACAGAGAACACUGAAGCUCCGCAGACCGAUACGGAGACGAAAGAAAAUGAAGAAAGUGUCAAUGAGAAUACCGAAGGUGCCAUGGAGGAUGUUGAGAAAGACGCGCCUACGAUAAACAAAGAAGAUGAGUCUCCGGGCGAAAGUGCAACCGUACCUCUUGAGAAUAUUAAAAUUAAAGAGGAGCCACUGGACGACAUUGACGAGCAACCCGACAGCGAAAUGUUCGAUUUCGCCAACGUGGAAGUCAAAGAGGAACCUAUGGAACCUGAACCAGAUCCCGAACAAAUUGUGACUGAAUCUGGCACGGUCGACACAACGUAUGCCGCAGUGAAAAGCUCCAUCGACGGAAACGUGGAAUUGGACUCGACACCGGCGGCUAUUCCCGCGGCUCCAUCGCGAAUUAAGAUCAAUAUUACUAAACCGCUGAACAUUAACAAAGAGCCGGAGGAGAAUAAAGAGAAGGAGAAGGUAGCGGUUGAGACGCCCGUAGAGGAAAACGCGGAACAGCCGUUAGUGGCAGCUUCUAUUAAACCGAGUUUGCAGGGUAGGAAGCUAUCGAAUUUACCUCCCGUAGAAAAAGGGCAGGAAUUAUCAGGACUUUGUUCUAUUAUGUAAAUAGCGUGUACAAAGUUUGAAAAUGAGUCUCCAUGCGACGACACAGUGUAUAAAGUGCUAGAUUUAGGCUUAGAUAGAACACGAUCUAUUUCUAGCUUAUUUACAUGUUGUACAUCAUAAUUUUGUACAGCUUGUACGGCGUGAUGAUGUAACUCAAAAAAGUUUCCAUAGAAAGAUUUUUCGUUCUAUGGGAUAUUUUAACACACGGAUACACAUGGAUAUUUUAAAAUCCACGCUUGUCCUCGUAGGGUAUUUUAUCUCUUCUCAUUUAGAUAAAUUUACAUAAAUUAGUAAGUUUAAAUUAAUUUAUUAUGAAAUAAAUUAAUUUAAAU
Messenger RNA from Temnothorax curvispinosus, 6219 nucleotides. RefSeq lists its product as uncharacterized. The transcript has 17 exons. The record is from RefSeq and is a predicted model, not a curated record. Gene Ontology annotation, cellular component: cytoplasm; mRNA cleavage factor complex. Gene Ontology annotation, molecular function: mRNA binding; RNA polymerase II complex binding. Gene Ontology annotation, biological process: termination of RNA polymerase II transcription. NCBI's taxonomy places the organism in Eukaryota, Metazoa, Arthropoda, Insecta, Hymenoptera, Formicidae. The coding region runs from base 215 to 5887 and encodes 1890 amino acids.